Molecule: messenger RNA, 2758 nt
Organism: Limulus polyphemus (Atlantic horseshoe crab)
Lineage: Eukaryota; Metazoa; Arthropoda; Merostomata; Xiphosura; Limulidae
Product: poly(A)-specific ribonuclease PARN-like
Exons: 18
Coding region: 303-2114 (603 amino acids)
Biological process (GO): nuclear-transcribed mRNA poly(A) tail shortening
Cellular component (GO): nucleus; cytoplasm
Molecular function (GO): metal ion binding; RNA binding; poly(A)-specific ribonuclease activity
Source: RefSeq, a predicted model, not a curated record
GCUGUUUCACGUUUUAAAUUUUGCUCUAGCUCGUUCGUAGAGCGCCUCAGUUUACCUGGUUCAAACUAAGUUAAAUUACGAAGAAGAGUGUGUUAGUAUUACCGUAUUAGCAACGAUAUAAACUGCUGGCUAUAGCUAGUCGUAAUCUAAGAAUUAGGCUUAGAUCCAACGUGUUUUUUUUCUUUUUUUGUACUAUCUACUUAACGUCUUGGUUAGACUGUAAUUAUAAAACAGAGUUCAACGAGUAGAUUACGAAUAGGAAUUAGCAUAGGUUUGAUGAGUGUAAUGAAAAUUUAAUAAUCAUGGAAAUAACCAAAAAAAAUUUCAAGGAAGCUCUGUCUGUUGUUGAGGCUGCUAUUCAAGAAGCAUCUUUUCUUAGUAUUGAUGGAGAAUUUACAGGUUUAUGUACUGAAAUGUCUAUUCAUAGGUUUGAUACAGCAAGGGAGAGAUAUAUGAAGUUAAGAGAGACUGCUUCCAAUUUUCUCUUGAUUCAAUUUGGAUUAUCUACUUUUCAUUAUGAUGCAGAAAAAGACAGAAAAAAGUGUGAUUUAUUUUUGCAACACCCCCUUAUGUUGAUGUUUUUUCGUUAUUGUUUCUUUCAGGCUUCUAGUUUAGACUUUCUAGCAAGUCAAGGGUUCGACUUCAACAAACUAAUAAGAGAUGGGAUACCUUAUUUACUGCCAGAAGAAGAAGAAAAAGUGAAAAAUAUCCUAGUGGAGAAGCAUAAAAAUGAACAGACCAGCUCCCCAGCCAACUUGCAGCAAACUCCUGGGAGCAGAAGUGUUUUAUUUUCACCUAUCAACGUCACUGAGUUGCAUCAAGAAUUCCUCCAAAACAUAAUCCAACAAACGGAGAAGUUUUUAGCCAGUAAUGAAGAAAGUUUGGAUAUAGAACCGUGUAAUUCUUUUCUUCGAAAAUUAAUCUAUCAGUCAUUAGAGAAUAAACUUUCAUCAGGAAUUUACAUGGAAACGCAGACAACUGAGAACCAAGAGAGAUUUAUCAGAAUUCGAAAGUGUUCUGAUGAAAAAAAAGCCCAACUAAUGAAAGAUAAGCAAGAUUCUGAACUGGAGGAAUUGCAAGAAGCUGUUGGUUUUAGUAAGGUUAUUAAACUGAUAACAGAAUCUGGAAAACUUGUUAUUGGGCAUAACAUGAUUUUAGAUCUUCUUCAUAUCCUUAACCAGUUCUGUUGCCAUUUACCUGAGAGCUACGAUGACUUCAAAAACUUGACAAAUUGUGUUUUUUCAAAGCUUCUUGACACAAAGCAUUUAGCUAGUGUACAACCUCUAAGGGAUUACAUUAUUUCAACAAGCCUGAAUGAUUUGUUAGAACAGACAAGAAGGAAACCUUUUAGUGUCCCAACAGUUGAGCCAGCUGGCGAUAUCUGUGCGUAUACCACUAUAAAUGAAAAACAGCAUGAAGCUGGAUAUGAUGCCUUUAUUACUGGGCUGUGUUUUAUUACCCUUGCUAAUCAUCUAGGCUCAUUUCAGGAUCCUCCAGAAUAUCCGGUUCUUCCAGGAUCUCAACUUUUAAAGCCAUAUAUUAACAAAUUGUUUUUAGGGAAGAGCCAUGAUGUACACUUCAUUAACCUGAGUGGUAUUGAUGCCGAACCUAAACGAGACCAUGUUUUUCAUGUAACAUUUCCAAAAUCUUGGAAGACAUCAGACCUAAUUCAGUUGUUUUCUGAAUAUGGGGCGAUAUCAAUCUCUUGGCUAGAUGACGCUUCUGCUUUAAUUGCACUUAAACGUCCAGAGCACACUGCUGAUGUUUUGAAGAACCUUGUUCUGUCCAGCAACAGUGUUUACUCAGUGAAGACGUAUUUAGAUUUUAAAAACAGGCAUCAACCAAAUCUCGUGGUUGAAAGAAAAGUGUCUCCAGUUCCACACUCUGAUUUUGGAGUUCCAGUGAAGAGGCGGAGAAGUAGCAGUGGAACGUGCGAAGGAAACCUCAGUAAUCGUAGCAUCGAACCAAUUCCUGAAGAAGAUGAAGAUAACUUUUUAAACAGUCCAUCAGUGGAACCAGUAGAAAAGAAACCAAAACUCGAGAGGCCUAGCAACAGUAACUUGCCACCUUCCAAGUGUUCAAAGUUAUUUGAUGAGAAUGACAAUUGGACCUAGAAUUCUUUGUGUCUGUUUUUAAAGACACAGAAUGAAGGGAAGUUUUUUUGUUUUGAAAUAUUUGAUAAACGCUACAUGUAAUUUGAGAUUGACUAAAAGCUUUAAAGUGCUUUAAACUGUGAGUUUUUCAGGGCUCUGUGCUGUUUUAAACAUAACUUUCUGAAAUAAUUUAUGGUUCAAGAUGAAUAACUCCUUGAACAAGGAUGCCUUGGAGAAAAAAAUUAGGGGGGGUCAAGAAACUCAAGUUUGAAAAAUUAUGAAAUCGAAAUACUGAUACCUUAUGAUUUUUCCAAUCACAUAGAAGACUAAUUUUACAUAUCUAGUAAUUUUUCAUUUUUUUUUAAAUCGGGGGGGGGUGACCCCCUUUCCCCUUCCUGUGGGCACCCAUGUCCUUGAAAUAUUUUGCAUUGAAACAGUAAAUGGACGAUGUCAGAGUUUUGUGUAUUGAUGUAGAAAAAGUAUUGUUUUUUUUUUUAUGGACUACAAACAUUGUUUUAAAAUGUUUUAUUGUACAGAUUGGUGCAAGAGUUUAAAACCUUGCAUAGUUCAUUGAUCUUUGUUAUAAAUGUUUUAAACCUAUUUUCAUGGUGUAUAUGCUUUCCAUGAACAUAAAAUUUUACUAUUCCCGUCGUGUUUUUUUUUUU